AUCGUCGACAUCGAGGAGAUUUUAUUCUUCAAUGUCGUUAGCCUUGUUCUCCGCACCGGCUUCGAAGACGCCUGUUACGAACACAUACUACUAGUCAAAUCAAGGGAAGAUAACCAAUGAAUUCAGCUAAAAAAAAGAUGCUGAUUGAGGGGCCUGUUCCUACACCGUGCACGAUUGUUCAACAUUCUUUUCGGCUGACAUUCCGCAAGGGAAGAAUGAAGUCAGACGUCACCGUAGAUUACAUAUCCAAGCACUGCCCAGCAUUUCUUGGUGGUGGCUGCCCAUAUGCCAAGCUUGCCCAAGAAAAGAAAGGCGUCUGUGCCAAAUGUCCUCCUUUCAACAAUGGUUGCCCUUUCAAACAAUGCAAGACCGUGGGUGAGCUUCAAGACAUGAUGGGUCAGAUGCGUGACCAGUGCAAAGGCGAAGCUCAAUGGAUCGAGUUUUUGAAGGAUGUCGUCUUUCUUAGUAAGGAAAAACAUGUAGAGCACAGAACUCAAAGCCUCUUCAAGGGUGGCUGCCCCUUUGCCAAAGACACUGCAGGAAAGGAGAUUUUGAAACCUGCAUACAUUGAAUGUUCCUAUUCUUUGACGGUUGAAGAGAUCGUCAAGAAGUGUCCAGUUUUUGGUAAAGGUGUGUGCCCAUAUACAGGUCUUGUUGAUGAAAUGAAAGGAAUCGCCGAAAACUGCCCUGGUUUCAAAGACGGAUGUCCCUUCAAGAAUCUGACAACCAUGGGUGAGUACGCGGGCAAACUAGCCGAAAUGCGAGAUAAGACUACCACUCCAAAGGGUCGGGCUGCAUUCGAGAAGUUGAUAAAGAGGGUUCAUGAGAUCUCCAAGGAGGCUGAGAAGAAGGCUGGACCUUGGCCAUUCCCUCCAGAUACCUGCCCAGUCUUUGCCCGUGAUGCACAUGGAAAGCGCAUCAUGCCAAAAUACAAUUAGGCUUCCUCACAGUGGAAGAAGAAGGACCGGACUGAGCCAACUAACGUAUAAGUAGAUUUUUUUCAGAAGUGACUUUUAGUUCCAUUUCGGUGUCUUGUUUAAGGGUAGUUUCAGUCAGUUUCCUCCCGAUGUUUUACCUUUUAGAUAUAGGUUUUGGUGUUGGGAUCUUUAUUGGUUGGGAAAGAAGCCUAGCUCGGUACAUGAUGAGAUGAUAAGAUAGGUAUCAAAUUAUCUAUGGAGAGUUCCCGCUCAUUCAGCCGGGCUGUAACGACCCCAUUCCUUCGUGUAGUGUGUAUGGAAUUGCCUGAGUAAAUGAUGCUACUUUGUAGUAUUUUGUUAUAUGUGUUCCUCGCUACUAGAUGUUUCGGCGUUGGGCUUUUUUUGAAGAGAGUUUUUUUACUUAUUUGGCAAUAAACAACUCCCCUCCCGGUUUUCAAAGAAUUUGUCCUAUAACGAGACCAACGUAGGAAUUUUUAGGCCAUUCUUUGGUCAUAUUUGCAUCUGAUCUUGUCUUCAAGUGCAGCUUCAACACAAUAACAGUAUUCAACCUUUUAUCUAGGAAUACAAUAACAAUAAAGCU
Molecule: messenger RNA, 1518 nt
Organism: Pocillopora damicornis (cauliflower coral)
Lineage: Eukaryota; Metazoa; Cnidaria; Anthozoa; Scleractinia; Pocilloporidae
Source: RefSeq, a predicted model, not a curated record